AUGCUGUCCCGCGAGACCGUGGCCUUUCUGCUGGUGGUGCAUGCAGCCACCAUGCUGGCUUCCCAGACGGAAGCCUACAUUCCCAUCUUCACCUACGGCGAAGUCCAGAGGAUGCAGGCAAAGGAGCAGUACGAAGGGCAAAAGAAAUCCCUGAGUGUACCAGAGGAGGUGGGCCCACUGGACCCCGCAGAGCCCUCGGAGGAAGAAGAAAGGAAGUUACCAAGGCGACUGACUGCUCCCGUGGAAAUUGGCAUGAGGAUGAACUCCAGGCAGCUGGAAAAGUACUGGGCCACCCUGAAAGGUCUGCUGCGUGAGGUGUUGCUGUCCAGCCAGAACGACGAGAAGGACUGA
Mesoplodon densirostris (Blainville's beaked whale) is the source of this 351-nucleotide messenger RNA. RefSeq names its product motilin (gene MLN). Lineage: Eukaryota; Metazoa; Chordata; Mammalia; Artiodactyla; Ziphiidae. The record is from RefSeq and is a predicted model, not a curated record. Gene Ontology annotation, cellular component: extracellular region. Gene Ontology annotation, molecular function: motilin receptor binding; hormone activity.